Mytilus californianus (California mussel) is the source of this 6711-nucleotide messenger RNA. RefSeq names its product probable palmitoyltransferase ZDHHC24. Lineage: Eukaryota; Metazoa; Mollusca; Bivalvia; Mytilida; Mytilidae. Gene Ontology annotation, biological process: peptidyl-L-cysteine S-palmitoylation; protein targeting to membrane. Gene Ontology annotation, molecular function: protein-cysteine S-palmitoyltransferase activity. Gene Ontology annotation, cellular component: Golgi apparatus; endoplasmic reticulum. The record is from RefSeq and is a predicted model, not a curated record. Bases 1 to 606 code for a protein of 201 amino acids. The transcript has 2 exons.
AUGCUGCCAACUCUACUGAAGCCAGGAUGGACAUUUUGCUAUGCCUGUGAAGCUAAUUCACCACCAAGAUCUUUCCACUGUAUGACCUGUAAUAAAUGUAUUCUGAAGCGAGAUCAUCAUUGUAUGUUUACAAGUCAGUGUAUUGGCCACUCUAACUACCGCUUUUAUUUCUGGCUGGUUUUUUAUGGAUGGUGUGGAACAAUGUUCUGUGCCAUAAAUACCGUCCCUUAUGUUUUGAAUUUGCUUGAUGGAUUUUCAAUAUGGAAACUACCAUAUUUUAUUUUACCAUUGUUUUGUUUUGUGCUACAAUAUAUACCAUUCUUUACAGCUAUCUCAUCAUUUAUUACAUUACUGUCUGUUGUUUUCUCAUGUGCAUUAUUAGCUUUGUUAUUCUGGCAUUGCAGCCACAUUUAUAAAGGACAAACAACUUUUGAAAGUUCACAUCGUAUCUAUGACUAUGAUCUUGGGUGGAAAGAAAAUAUCGUUCAAUCGUUUGGAACAAAAUGGUAUUUAACAUGGAUAUGCCCAUGGAUUAACUCCCCUUUGCCUUCUGAUGGAAUAGAAUUUCAAACAAAGGCAAAUUAUGAAAAUUCAAAAGAUCAAUAAAAUUGUAAGAAGAAUCAAAAUUAAUAUAUAUAGGCUUGCCUUUUUUAAAUUUUUUUUAUAGAUAAAUAAUUUUGAUGUACUUAGAAGUCAGAAUUACAAACUGUUUAAUUUGAAUUUCACAAUUCAAAAGGUAAGCAAUUUUUACCUCUCAGUGCUCACAACAAGAUUUUUUUUUUAACAGCUUUGUAAAUGUUUUGCUAUUUUUUUAAUUAUAGAUGGUACAAGACUAGUAUUUUUAUGAAUGAAAGGAGAUGUUGGUUAUAUGCCAAUGAGACAGCAACCAUCCAACACAAAAACCAAGACAUCUGGGUUGUCAAAUUUAUGUCUUUAAUUCAUUGUAUUCAUUGUUAUUCCCAAUUUCAUAUUUCCUUUCAUUUAAACUUUUGGGAAAGAACUUGUUGAUAUGUAGAAAUUUUUUAGAAGCAAUAUACAUAUUUAAUAAUGCAAAAGUAAGGAGAUGUGGUAUGAUUGCCAAUGAGACAGCUACCCACCAAAGUUUAAAAUGAAGUGGAUGUAAGCAAUUAUAGGCAACCGUAUGGCCUUCAACAGUGAGAAAAACCCAUACCGUAUGGUCGGCUAUAAAAGGCCCAGACAUGAAAAAUAUGAAACAAUUCAAUUGAUAAAACUAACGGCCUAAUUUAUAAAAAAACAAUUUACGAAAAAAAAAUAUGACAGACAUGAACUACAGGCUCCUGACUUGGGACAGGCACAUAAAGAAUGUGGCCGGUUAAACAUGUUUGCGAGCGCUCAACCCUCCCCUAACCUGGGACAGUGGUGUUACAGUACAACAUAAGAACAAACUAUAAAAAUCAGUUGAAAAAGGCUUAACUCAUCAGAUGGAAACUAAUAGAAAUACAUCUAACAAAAACACAGAGUGGACGUGGACUGGUACUUAUACAUCCCACAACAAAAAGACACUAAAUAGAUAUAAGAAGAUGUGGUAUGAGUGCCAAUGAGACACCUCUCCAUCCAAGUCACAAUUUGUAAAAGUAAACCAUUAUAGGUCAAAGUACGGCCUUCAACACAGAGCCUUGGCUCACACUGAACAGCAAGCUAUAAAGGGCCCCCAAAAAUGACUUGUGUAAAACCAUUCAAACAGGAAAACCAACGGUCUAAUCUAUAUAAAAAACGAGAAACACUUGUGAACCACAUCAACAAACAACAACCACUGAACAUCAGGUUCCUGACUAAGUACAGAUCUGAGAGUACUCGCAGUUACUGACAGCUAGUUCAAAGCCAAUAAGACUGGUGAUUUAACAGAGGAAAUAUAAAAUGAAAUAAAUGUGAUGGCCGUUGAUAACCAAUAUUAUAAGAAAAUUCUAUAAAAGUUGACCUCUGAUGGUUCAAUAAUUGAAAAUUAAAGCCACGAAACACACUUAGUUAAGAAAUCUAUUUUUUUACUUCAGAGAAUUUGCUCGUAUUAUGGCAAAAUUAUUGACUAAAUCUGGGACUAUUAUACUAACUACAAAUGUAGUAUAAUAGUCCCAGACUAAAUGAAAUACAUGUAGAUGUCUGAAUUUGAGUGCUUUGGUCCUUCAAAUUUAACAUGAAAGGUCAAACUUGAAAUAGCUCAAAUGUCAAAAUUGAAUUGCUUCAUGUAUAGGUUGUGAAUUAAGUGGAGUUCACUGUAUCUGAUAAUUUGUUCAUGGGUGCCAAUCUGUACUGAGAUUGUGUGCUAUACAUCAUUGCACUAAUGUUAAUUACAAUUACCUAUAUAUAGAAACUGGUCAAUGUAUAAUAUACAAAAAUUAUAAAGAUUAUGUAAUUCAUGCUAAGAACAUAUUGGUGUUGAAUAUCAUGUAUUAUUUAUUUGUAAAAUUACAGAUAUUUUAGAAAUCAUCAAUAUUUAUUAGAAAACUAUCUAAUGUUAAUGACUCAAGGUUAUGUACAUCAUGUGUUAGGGCGCAAGGUUAUGUGAAUCAUGUUAAUGACUGAAGGUUAUGUGCACCAUGUGUGUUAUGAUCAAGAUUAUGUUCAUCAUGUUUAUGACUGUAAGUUAUGUGAACCAUGUGUUAUGAUUGAAGGUUAUGUGCAUUCAUGAGUUAUUACUCAAGACUUUGUGCAUCAGGUUUAUUACUCAAGGUUAUAUGCAUCAUGUUCUUGGCUCUAUGCUAUGUACAUCAUAUUUUGGACUCAAAGUUAUGUGCUUCAUGUUCUGGGCUCAAAGUUAUGUGUUUCAUGUUCUGGAUUGUAAGCCAUGUGCUUCUUGUUCUGGACUUAAAGUUAUGUGCUUCAUGUUCUGGAUUCAAAGUUAUGUGUUUCGUGUUCUGGACUCAAAGUUAUGUGUUUCAUGUUCUGGAUUCAAAGUUAUGUGUUUCAUGUUCUGGACUCAAAGUUAUGUGUUUCAUGUUCUGGAUUCAAAGUUAUGUGUUUCAUGUUCUGGACUCAAAGUUAUGUGUUUCAUGUUCUGGACUCAAAGUUAUGUGUUUCAUGUUCUGGAUUCAAAGUUAUGUGCUUCAUGUUCUGGACUCAUGAUUAUGUGCCUCAUGUUCUUGACUCAUGGCUAUGUGCUUCAUGUGUGUUUUAACUCAAGGUCAUGUGCAUCAUGAUUAUGACUCAAGGUUAUGUGCAUCAUUUAUAUAUAUCUUAAGAUUUUGUGCAUCAUGUGUUAUGACUCAAGGUUAUGUUUGUCAAGUGAUUUACAAAAUGUAAUCCAUCCUAUUCUUGACUCAAUAUUUGAUCUUCAAAGUCAUCACUGAAAUUAAAUUUUUAAUGGAUGAUUGCUGAAACGUCGUUUGUUGUAUUUUAAUAAUGUAGCACAUUUUUGCAGUCAUGAUAUUUAUAGAUGUGUGUCUUAGUCCUUGUUGUCUAAAUUGUUGGAAUGAUUAAGUUUUUUUUUUCACAAGAACUUUUAGUUCAUUUCAUGGAUCAGUGAAUAUGGUUAAAGUUACAUGAUUAGGUCCAUUUCUCAGAUACUAUAAGCAGUAGGUCAACUAUAUGUGGUGUAUGGAACGAUUGUUCAUAUAAUCAUAAACUUGCUAAGAUAUAUUGAAAAUUUUAAUAAAGUGAUCAAAAUAUUAUAACCUGGUAUAACUUACAUCCGUAGUUAAUAACUUUUUUUAAAGAAAAUACUUUCUCCACUACUUUAUUGUAAUAGACAUAAUGACAGUCAUUAUAUAGGUGACCAUGAUAAAGCAAAUAUAUCUUAUUGAAAACUUGAAUGUCAGUCUGGCAGGUUUCGUCCGACCUUGACCUCAUUUAUAUGGUUCAUUGAUCAAUGUUAAGUUUUUGUGUUUUGGUCUGUUUUUCGGAUGCUAUAAGCAGUAGGUCAACUAUAUAUGUGGUGUAUGGAAUGAUUGUAAGGGGUACAUGUCAGACUGGCAGGUUUCAUCUGACCUUGACCUCAUUUUCAUGGUUCAUUGAUUAAUGUUUUUUAUGUGUUUUGGUCUGUUUUUCAAGUACUAUAAGCAAUAGGUCAACUAUAUUUGGUGUAUGGAAUGAUUGUAAGGUGUACAUUUUGGUGGCAUCACUUUAACCGUUCUAGAGUUAUGCCCCUUUAAAAAAUGGAAAAAUUGCAAAAUUUUUAUUUUCUUCUAAAUAUCAAGUAAUUUUUAAAAUUGGAGUUAUCUUCCUUUGUCCAUGAUUAUAGUUGAAUCAACUACAAUCAAUGCUUUAUACAAUGCAAUGUUUAAUUUUGACUUCCACUGAUAAAACACAGAUCAAGUUGAAUUUAGGUAGUGUCACUUUAACCAUUAUUGAGUUAUGCCCCUUUAUAAAUCGAAAGAUUGCAAAUUUUUUAGUUUCCAUUCUGUAACUUAAGUUUGCCCAAACCAAACAUUAUGAAACUAUACACAAUAUUCAUUACCACAAAACUAAGUUCAGGUACAAAUUUUUUGUUUCCGUUUUCUAACUUUAGUUUGCCUCAACCAAAUGUUAUGAAACUUAUACACAAUGCUUAUUACUACAUAAUACAGAUUAAGUACGAAAUUUGGUGGCGACACUUUUACCAUUCUUGAGUUAUGUCCCUUUAUAAACAUAAAAAUUGCUGAAUUUUUCGUUUUCGUUCUCUAACUUUAGUUUGUCUCAACCAAAUGUUAUGAAACUAAUACACAAUGCUUAUUACCACAAAACACAGAUCAAGUUUGAAUUUUGGUGGCGUCACUUUAACUGGAAGGAAGGUGGGGAUUGAUUUUGGGGGUUAUGGUACCCACAGUUAAGGAAAAAGGGGCCAAAAAUAAGCAUUUUUGUAACUUCCAGACAUAACUUGUGUGUAAGUGUAUGGAUCUCUCUAACAUUGUACUAAAAGGUUUCAUAUCACAAAGGGAAUGCUGGGAUUGAUUUUGGGGGUAAUUGCCUCCAAAUUUUAGGAAUUAGGGGCCAAAAAGGAGCAAAAAACAUGCAUUUUUAUAGUUUCAUGACAAUAACUUGUGUGUAAGUGUAUGGAUCUUUAUGAAAUUGUACUACAAGGUUCCAUAUCAUAAAGGGAAAGCUGGAAUUGAGUUUUGGGGUAAUUUCCCAAAAAGUUUAGGAAUAAGGGGCCAAAAAUAAGCAUUUUUCUAGUUUCUAGACAAUAACUUGUGUUCAAAUGUAUGGAUCUCUCUGAAAUUGUACUGCAAGGUACCAUACCACAAAGGGAAGGCUGGGAUUGAUUUUGGGGGUAAUUCCCUCAAAAUUAUAGAAAUUAGGGGCCAUAAAAGGGCAAAAAACCAAGCAUUUUUCUAGUUUCAGGACAAUAACUUGUGUGUAAGUGUAUGGAUCUUUAUGAAAUUGACUGCAAGGUUCCAUAUCACAAAGGGAAAGCUGGGUUUGAGUUUGGGGGUAAUUGCCCAAAACGUUUAGGAAUUUCGGGCCAAAAAGGGGCCAAAAAACAAGCAUGUUUCCAGACAAUAACUUGUGUUCAAGUGUAUGGAUCUCUCUGAAAUUGUACUGCAAGGUACCAUACCACAAAGGGAAAGCUGGGAUUGAGUUUGGGGAUGAUGAAUUAUAAGGGGGUUCAAAAAAUUGGGGGGGAUUUUUUUUUCAUUUUUUUUCUUUAAAAUUUUCCAUUUUAAAUUGGUUAUUUCUGAUUUAUAUAUAAAAGCAAAUAAUAAUGAUGUGGUUUGAAUAGGUAAAUUAAAAAAUUUUAAGUUCUUAGACCACUUUCAUUCUGUGUGAGAAACCUAUGCUGUGUCAAAUAUUUAAUUACAAUCCAAAUUCAGUGCUGUAUCAAACUUGAAUGUUGUGUCAGUACUUGCCCCAACUGUUCAGGGUUCGACCUCUGCGGUCGUAUCAAGCUGCGCCCCAGCGGAGCAUUUUAUUAAAAUUGGAGUUAUCUUCCUUUGUCCAUGAUUAUAGUUAAAUCAACUACAAUCAAUGCUUUAUACAAUACAAUGAUUAAUUUUGACUUCCACUGACAAAACACAGAUCAAGCUGAAUUUAGGUAGUGUCACUUUAACCAUUAUUGAGUUAUGCCCCUUUAUAAAUCGAAAGAUUGCAAAAUUUUUAGUUUCCAUUCUGUAACUUAAGUUUGCCCCAACCAAACAUUAUGAAACCUAUACACAAUAUUCAUUACCACAAAACUAAGAUCAAGUACAAUUUUUUUGUUUCUGUUUUCUAACUUUAGUUUGCCUCAACCAAAUAUUAUGAAACUUAUACACAAUGCUUAUUACUACAUAAUACAGAUUAAUUACGAAAUUUGGUGGCGACACUUUUACCAUUCUUGAGUUAUGUCCCUUUAUAAACAUAAAAAUUGCUGAAUUUUUUGUUUCCGUUCUCUAACUUUAGUUUGUCUCAACCAAAUGUUAUAAAACUUAUACACAACCGUUCUAGAGUUAUGCGUGUUUACAAAUAGAAAAAUUGCUGAAUUUUUAGUUUCUGUUCUCUACUUAAGUUAGCCUCAACCAAAUGUUAUGAGACUUACACACAAUGCAUAUUACCACAAAACUCAGAUCAAGUUUAAAUUUGGGUAUCGUCACUUUUACCGUUCUUCAGUAACUGUUAUGUCCCUUUAUAACUAUAUGAUAUGCUAGCGGGGGCAUCAUCUGUGUCCACAUGUGGACACUAUCCACAUUUAUUUUUGUAUUUUUGAUGAUUUUUAAUAUCCUGGUAGUUAGAUGCAUAAGUCAUGCCCCCAUUUGAACUUGUGUAAAUAUUUUUUAUUUAGUUAAUAAAAUUGUAUUAAGAAUA